UUAAACCACAAUGUAAACAAUCGGUUGUGCUUCACCAAUAAAUCACAGCCAAAGCAUCGCGAGCAAAGGUGUUUUUUGGAUUGGUGUUAAACUGUGUUUUUGGUGUUUUGUGCGAUUUUUUUUAAUUGUUUAGGAAAUUUGAAAACCAUAGCGGUGAUUUAUUCGGCAUUUAUCGGAAAUUUAAUUUUAUAAAAGUGUAGAGCAGAGAGGAAAGAAAGAAAUUUCGAUAAAGAAAUGAGCGAGCUUAGCCAGGUUAAGUCGAUAGGGCAGUUAGCGGUUUUAACGCAGGAUAGGCAACAGGUAGUGCGACUGAUGCAGGAUGCAGGAUUGUUAAGGACAGAACAGGAAUGUGAGAAGUGCCACCACUCGAUGGUUUUGCGAGGUACGCAAAGAAGGAAUGCGUACAAAUGGAUUUGUGCAAACGACAAUUGUGAAGGUUCGGAAUGCUCUAUCCGAAAGGGUAGUGUGUUCCAAAACUCAAGAUUGUCGCUUGCACAACUUCUCCGCAUUAUCUUCGAGUGGUCGCAAAACUCGCACGUGAAGCGUACUAGGGCCGAGUCAGGUGUUAGCCGCAAAACGGUUAACGAAUGGUUUAAGCUUCAUAGGGAAAAAUGUAGUGCGUAUGUUGAGGAGAACAGCCGGCUGAUAGGAGGCCCAGGACUAACGGUGGAGAUCGAUGAGUCCCUCAUCGUAAGACGUAAGUACAACCGAGGCCGAUUGCCAAGGACUGGGGAGCUAUGGUUGGUAGGGGAUAUUUGUAGGGAAAUAACUUUUAUGUGCGACAUCGAACCACCAAUCCAUCUCGGAACCAUGUCCUGUCGACACUCUCACCAAGGACGGUUUUAUAUGAUGUAUGCCGCGUGCGGAGUGAGUGGCAAACGAUACUUCAUCUAA
Messenger RNA from Anopheles coluzzii, 894 nucleotides. RefSeq lists its product as uncharacterized. The transcript has 3 exons. The record is from RefSeq and is a predicted model, not a curated record. The coding region runs from base 235 to 894 and encodes 219 amino acids. Lineage: Eukaryota; Metazoa; Arthropoda; Insecta; Diptera; Culicidae.